AUGUACUACUUUGUGUUCCCCAACCAGCCAACCCAUCGCGACAGACCGCCAAGCUUCACGCCCCCGACCUCGCUCGCCUCUCAAGCCACCCCACCGCCUUCCCGAUACGCCUCACUCGGCACGCGACCGCCAUUCCUCGUGGUAAACGCCCCUCCUCCGGUAACCGCCGCCCGCACAUGCAGAGACAAGGCCUACAACAUUGGAGGGGAACUGGCGGGGUCGAUGAAGGGUGUGGAUGAAGGUAUGCGGGCUAAGCGCGAUGGUUCAUGCAGUUGGUCCCCGAUAGUUAGAUAUGAGAUGGAGAAACCUGGCAGAGGAGGUGGAGAGGUGGGUCGAUGGUUGGUGAGGGGGUUUUGUGUUGGUGUUCUAUAUUUGAGCCAGUGUUCGAAGGUGGAAGGCCAUUCUUCUAGUAUUCAUUUGUGGAGUCACGGAUUAGACGAAGGCCUCUGUGGUUAG
Aaosphaeria arxii CBS 175.79 is the source of this 456-nucleotide messenger RNA. RefSeq lists its product as uncharacterized. Bases 1 to 456 code for a protein of 151 amino acids. The record is from RefSeq and is a predicted model, not a curated record. The transcript has 2 exons. Lineage: Eukaryota; Fungi; Ascomycota; Dothideomycetes; Pleosporales.